UUGUUUACACACAAACCUCAAUAGCAAAAGAACAAAACUAUCAAAAAUGAACUAUCAAGCAAAGCGUGUAAUGCGCCAAAACUCAGUAUCCGUAGCAGCCAGUGAUGUCGUUGGUGUCGCCUCGCCGAUUAUGGCAGCGACAGCUUCGGCUCCCAGCACGCCGCAGCUGCAGAAUCUGGAUGACAACAAGCCGGUGCACGUCCAUCGUCAGGUGAUACUGGUGCAGGGUGGCAAUGUGCCGCAGCCGCAGCACCAGCCACUGCAGGCACAGGCAACUGCGGCGUCAAACCAAAAUGCAAAUAUUGCCACGAUUCAGAUUGCGGACGAUGCACCCGUCUCAUUGCUCACAGAGAUUGCAGACAUAAUGCGAAGUUUUGGAGACAGCGACCAGCCGCGCACCGGGAGCGUGAAGCUGGUGGAGCAGAUACUGCAACAGCAGCUACGCGGCAUUUUCAAUGAAGCCUCUCUGGUGGCUAUGCGACGCAAACAGAAUCCCUGCCCCUCGCAGGCUGACUUUGAAUUCUUGAUGCGAAAUCAUCCCGUAAAGAUAGCACGCAUGCGGAAGCAUCUCAAGGAUAUGCGUAUAUUAAAACGAUUCCUCAGCAUACGCACUGGCCGGCCGCAGGACUUUAUGGACGAUUUGGAGAAGCCGGAGGAGGACGAGGAGCUGGCCAUCGAUGUGCAUGAGCUGCACGACGAGGAUCGCAUGCGUCGCCUGUUUCGCGCCGAUCGCAUUUCACAAAUCCUCACCGGUCAACAGUAUCUGGAGUUCAACGAGGCUCGGAAGACCUCGUUCUACUGCCGCCAUGGGGAGAAGAUAAAGAACAAGUUUAGACGCUUCUUGGAUCUGCCCGCUGAUUUGCGUAUACCGACGCCGACGAUGAACAUUUUGGCAUAUCUGGCGCACGAGACGAUUGCGGCGAUUGUCGACUACUCGAUACUGACGCGACUGAAUUCAGAGAACCGUGUCACAGAGCCAUACAGCCGAGUCACCUCAGCCGGUGGGAGCCCCGCCAUGAUGCAUGUGUGUCCCGAGGUGACCCAGGGUCGAGGCAUGGAGGUGGUCAAGCCCAUUAGUGUCCAGGAAAUACACGAAGCGACAUUGAUUCCAGGCGCAGCUUUCUGGCCAUUUAGAUCAGAACAUGAGGUUACACACUUGAAAAGGAUUUCAUACAAUAAUUCAAAUCUCAUUACAAUGACAGCUACAUAAUAUAGUAGCAAGAUCCAGUCGAUUCUGUCUGGACUCUCUGAAAUAGUCUUACAGCUUAACGUGAUGUUUGCAUUUUUACUUAAAUUUACUUAUAGAUAUAACUUUUAAUAAAC
Molecule: messenger RNA, 1323 nt
Organism: Drosophila grimshawi
Lineage: Eukaryota; Metazoa; Arthropoda; Insecta; Diptera; Drosophilidae
Gene: Spt3
Product: transcription initiation protein SPT3 homolog
Exons: 2
Coding region: 47-1210 (387 amino acids)
Biological process (GO): transcription by RNA polymerase II
Molecular function (GO): transcription coactivator activity; protein heterodimerization activity
Source: RefSeq, a predicted model, not a curated record